This is a messenger RNA of Saccoglossus kowalevskii, 618 nucleotides long. RefSeq lists its product as uncharacterized. The record is from RefSeq and is a predicted model, not a curated record. NCBI's taxonomy places the organism in Eukaryota, Metazoa, Hemichordata, Enteropneusta, Harrimaniidae.
AUGAACAUUCUAAGACGCCUGAAAGAAUCACUCCGAACGCACCCGUCCAUCCACACAAAUGACAAACUCAUGCUAUGGUCAGCAUUUACGGUUGCCUUCUUUGGAUUCCUAAGAGUCAGCGAGUUUACUGCAACGUCGCCCCAGCAUUUCGACAAAACCCGUACUUUACUGAUCGAAGACACAACAUGUGCAAUCGAGCUAUACGUCCAGUUACGAGCCUCCAAAACAGAUCCAUUUCGUCAUGGCUGCAUCAUCAAAAUUGCGCCUACAUUCACCUCAGUCUGUGCCGUUCGUGCGUACACCAAGUAUUGCAGCAUCUGUGCCCCAUCACCCCAAACGCCUGCCUUCCAGUUCCACUCAGGGAGUUGGCUUACACGUCAAAGCCUAACUACCCACUUGCGUGACCUGUUGACUAGAGCUGGGAUCCAAAAUCCACGCCUGUACACAACCCACAGCUUCAGACGAGGGGCAGCGACAACCGCAGCAGAAGCGAACGUGCCAGAUUGGUUAAUCAAGACUCUAGGAAGAUGGCGAAGCGACGCAUACCAAGUGUAUAUCGACACACCUUCGUCAACGCUACAAGCCGUGCCUCGAAUCCUCUGCGGACAUUCAUCUUAG